AGGAAAACACAAUGGUUCCUGCUGUCAGACUGCUCAGGGCUGUAUAUAAGGAUGGACAGGUAACGCGUCCAGGAAUCUGUAGACUGAGGGGACGCACUGAGGGGACAAGAUGAGCGCGUCAGUAGCAGUGUACAGGAACAUUUACACAGAGGACCGCUUCAGGCAGACCUACGGCACGGAGGCCAAACCGCGCGAGCCUCUGCGGGAGCGCCUGUGCGCGCGCUGCCGCUGCUCUCCGCUCCGGUGCGCGCACCUGCUCGAGCGGCGGAUGCCGAUUUUCAGCUGGCUGCCGAGAUACAGACUCAGGAAAUGGAUCUUAGGAGACACAGUGGCAGGGCUGACAGUCGGGAUUCUGCACAUUCCACAGGGUAUGGCUUUUGCACUAUUGACAUCAGUGGCUCCGAUCUACGGCCUGUACACAUCGUUCUUCCCAGUAGUACUCUACAUGCUGUUCGGGACGGGGCGUCAUGUCUCCACAGGUACUUUUGCAGUAGUGAGUCUGAUGACCGGCACGGUGGUGGAGCAGCUGGUGCCGACUCCUCCUGAUCUGAACUGCAGUAGCCCAGAGCUCACAGAACUCGAGAAUCAGAGGAUCGGAGUGGCUUCGGCCAUAGCAUUCCUGUCAGGAGUGAUGAUGCUUUGUAUGUUUGGCUUGCAGUUGGGUUUCCUCUCCACAUACCUAUCAGAGCCUAUUGUUAAGGCAUUCACCAGCGCUGCUGCAUUUCAUGUGACUGUCUCUCAGCUGCAGAACAUGCUGGGAUUGAGGCUUCCUCGCCACACGGGCACGUUUUCUCUCUUCAAGACGCUGGCCUCGGUGAUGGAGAACUUGCCCCACACUAACCUUGCCGAGCUGUUUAUCUCGCUGCUCUGCCUAGCCGUGCUCGUUCCCAUUAAGGAAGUCAACACACGAUUUCGUCAGCGUCUGCGCACUCCCAUUCCAGUCGAGAUCCUCACUGUGAUAAUUGCUACAGGUGUAGCUUAUGCCUCAUCUCUGGAUUCCAGAUAUGAUGUCCAGAUAGUGGGUCACAUUCCUGCAGGGUUCCCCCGUCCUCGUCUGCCCGCUUUGCACACAGUGCCAGACAUAGCUGGUGAUACAGUUGCUAUCACAUUCGUAGGCUAUGCCGUGUCUGUGUCACUUGCAAUGAUAUACGCCGAUAAGCAUGGCUAUUCUAUUCAUCCUAAUCAGGAAUUAUUGGCACAUGGCAUUUCCAACACUGUAUCUUCCCUGUUCACCUGCUUUCCCAGUUCAGCUACACUGGCCACCACUAACAUUUUGGAAAGCGCUGGUGGUUACACACAGCUCUCAGGUUUGUUCACAAGUCUGGUGGUCCUGAUUGUGCUGCUGCUCAUUGGCCCUCUUUUCCACUUUUUGCCCAAGGCCGUUCUGGCGUGUAUAAAUGUGACCAGCUUGCGGCAAAUGUUUUUGCAGUUUCACGACCUGCCGGAUCUGUGGAGGGUCAGCCGGAUCGACUUUAUGGUGUGGCUGGUGACCUGGCUUUCGGUGGUUGUCCUUAAUGUGGAUUUGGGUCUGGCUAUUGGGGUUGUUUUUUCCAUGAUGACGGUCGUUUGCCGUACACAGAGAGCUAACUGCUCGGUGUUAGGACGAGCCUCCAAUACAGAAAUCUACCGACCUAUCAACAAUCACAAUAAGUGCUAUGAAGUCCCUGGCAUGAAAAUACUGACCUAUAACGGACCCAUCUACUAUGGCAACCGCAGUUUCUUUAAGGCAGAUGUGACCCAGCUGCUCGGUCUCACACCUGAACGUAUCCGUAGCUGUGAGAAGGCCAGGAAGGCGCUGGAGAAGAGGGAACAAGAGUCCAUUAACACUGUGGACCGGGGAUUAGCGAACACCUCAUUUUCCUCGGACAAUGACCUCUUUACUUCAGAAAUAGUAGAGACUGAGGUCCAGACUGUAUUAAUUGAUUGCAGCAGUGUGAUUUUCAUGGAUGUUGCAGGAGCCAAGCUCUUUAUACAGAUGUGUAUCGAUUGUCAGAAGAUGGGAUUGCGGAUAUUCUUGGCCAACUGUAAUGAGAGUGUGCUGGAGAUUCUUACAGCAAGCGGCCUGAUGAGCUACAUGAACCCGCAGCACAUCUUCGUCACAGUCCACGAUGCAGUUGUUUUCAUCCAACAGCAAAAGGAGAAGCCUGAUUCAGAAAACAAAAUGAUUUGGGUGUGAAUAUCCAAGAGCAUCAGAAAAUACACAGCUACUUCAGUUUCAACACUGGGUAUAAACACAGCUGAUACCAAAAAUCUUUUUUUUUCUUUAGCAUUACAUAUCUGUAGUGGAGUCAGUGUAUUCAGAGCGGGCCAUGUGUCACUUCGAUCACUGUGGUAGAUAAUAGUGAUGGAAAGCGAUAAUAGCGACUCGAAUCUUUGAGUCUCAUUAAGCAAAAUUAACAGAUCUUUUUUUUGAGCCAUUUCAUUCAUUUUAGCAAAAUGUAAUUAAAAUGUUACGUGUUAAUUCCCUAACAUCUACUACUACUACUGUACUUACGCAAAUGUUGAUCACACAACAAACAAGAUAAAAAUAGAAUUAAUUUUAAUUUAAUUUAUUAUUUACCUGGGUCUUUAAUCUAUGAUUAAUACAGCUUACCUCUCUUGUGACCUUUCCCGGGUUUAAGUAGCUCGUUCCUCACCUUUCGAGUCUUUGGGUUGUCACUUUGUGAACGAACGACUCAAAAAACUCGAAGACUCGAAAGACGAACAAAUCGAUUCUCUCUGCGCUCAGACUGCAUUGGUUAAGUCCGGGGCUGUCACACGAUGAACGAACAUCUCGGGAAAACCGGAUAUUCGAAACAGAUGAACUAAUUCCUGUACAGAGCCUACGAUAUUCCGCAUGGGCGACUGAACCAAGAAUUCCCAGUGACGACUCACUAAAGAUUCGUUUAACAUGAACGAAUCGUUUAAGAACGACCCAUCACUAAUCAAAUGUGCACUAUUGCUGUAAGUCUUAUGAAGCACACACAAAUACUGUACAUAAUCGUAUGUCUUAAAGGUUCAAGUGCACAGAAAAUAUGUAUAUAUACACAAGUACUCUUUCUCUUUCUUUUAGUCUGUGCCUUUAUUUUCCAUAAACCUCUGAAUGUAGGGUUUUAUGGGAAGAUCUGUAAUUAAGCCACCUUUAUUUGAUUGUCAUUUUUAGUAUAUUUGUAUACUGCAAAACCUGUGACCAUUCCUUAGAUAUAUUUAUUUAUUUUUUUAUUUCCUGUAUGAUUUGUAAUUGAUUAUAUUUUUUUUAUGAUCAAUUAUAAAGGAGGAUGCACUGAAUGGCCAAAAUGUAUUUUAAUAAAUUUUGAAAAUGCUCAUUAUGAAUAUCAGUUUUUUGGUAUGUGUGUAUCAUUAAAACUAAAGAACUGUGCAAAAACUUGACCCACCCAUGAUUUUUUCAUAUUCAACUGAAUUCAUUAAAGGAAAGAAAUAGAAACAAAUGCUUUACUGCGAAAGGCAAAAAGUGCCUAAAAUACAAUUAAAAAAAUCUAUUGUUUAUGUAACAACUUCAGCAGCAACCUUAUUUCCCCUCUCGUCCAACCACUCAGCAUCAGUAGUAUACUAAUCACUGGCCUGAUCGUCUGUCAUUAUCUGCACCUGUUUCUCACUGGUUCAUGCCUCUAAUCAUUCCUCUGAAUCUGGUAAGGUAAAAAGACUGGACUGAAAAUGAGAGCUACAAAGUCUUACACCAACCCUGGUGAAAAGUUUAAGACAACAUUAAAAUACAAGAAUGUUUGGCUCUUUGUAAGCAGAAUAUGAAGAAACGUAAGGAGGCUCA
Messenger RNA from Clarias gariepinus (North African catfish), 3766 nucleotides. It is a transcript of the gene slc26a10, whose product is annotated as solute carrier family 26 member 10. The record is from RefSeq and is a predicted model, not a curated record. Gene Ontology annotation, biological process: transmembrane transport. Lineage: Eukaryota; Metazoa; Chordata; Actinopteri; Siluriformes; Clariidae. Gene Ontology annotation, cellular component: membrane. The transcript has 18 exons. Gene Ontology annotation, molecular function: chloride transmembrane transporter activity; sulfate transmembrane transporter activity; bicarbonate transmembrane transporter activity. Bases 110 to 2176 code for a protein of 688 amino acids.